ACAGUAUGGCUUCUGGCUUAUUGGCAACGGUUAACAUAUGUUAAGGGUACAACAGGUACCUGCACUUCGCACAUCUCUAGCCGCAUUUUAAUAACAAAAGAUUUUUGCAAAAAUGUAUUUAACUCUGCUUAACGGCACUGGCUUCGUUUUCAACGUGGAUGAUUACAUGGAACUGCGGAGCAAACAUCGCAUAAUGGGUGCUCCAGUGGGCACAGCGAACACAAAAGGCUGGAGUCCCAAUCAAUCCACUCUGCCCGUGGAGCUGAGUAAAUUUGAAACCCAAUUGCUUUUGGAUGAGAAUAUAGCAAAGUUAGUUGAUAAAUCCAAAGAUCUGAAGGCCAAACCCACUGCCGAGAAACUGGAGGAGUGCAAGGCGGAUUUUGAAUCCCGGUUACUGGGACAGGAGGAAGCACUGAAAACGGAGAAACUACGGGAAACUGAACGAUACAUGGAUAAGAUACUGACGGGAAAACGCAAGAAGUUGCUCAAGCAGGGCAAAAAUGAAUUGGCUGCCGCUCUGACUGACAAGGAUGUACUAAUGGAGAUGUCUGUGAAUUUCAAAUUCGAUCGCCAAAAUGCCUUGCUGGAGGUGCCUUGUGAACAUCCCACGGAUCACUCUGCGCAAAUAGUUACCAUUCCCAUUGUGCACACCAAUUCCCUGAAAUACCGCGUUUUCAAAGAUCUUUGGCGGCGCGGAAAGUACGUGACUUCCGGCGAUGCAUUUGGUGCUGACUUUCUGGUUUACCCCGGCGAUCCCAUGAUCUACCAUGCCUCCCACAUUGUAAUUGUUCACGAACAACCUGUAAUUAAACCCCUGGAACUGAUAGCCAAAGUUCGUCUAUCGGUGAUUGUCAACAAAAGCUGCGUAUUCGCCUACGAGAUGGAAAAUAAUGAGGAAAAAAUCCAUUACCAAACGGUCGCAUGGUGCAAUCCUGGCAAAUGAGGAAAUCACAGUUUCGAGAAAGCAGCGCGCCAAGCAGCAAGAAGAAGAGGAAGAGCAAAGGGAGUUGGAAAAGCAGUGGCGUCGUGGAGGAGGAGUAGAAAGG
Drosophila simulans is the source of this 1046-nucleotide messenger RNA. RefSeq names its product probable tRNA-splicing endonuclease subunit tsp-4 (gene Tsen34). NCBI's taxonomy places the organism in Eukaryota, Metazoa, Arthropoda, Insecta, Diptera, Drosophilidae. The record is from RefSeq and is a predicted model, not a curated record. Gene Ontology annotation, cellular component: tRNA-intron endonuclease complex. The coding region runs from base 113 to 943 and encodes 276 amino acids. Gene Ontology annotation, biological process: tRNA-type intron splice site recognition and cleavage; tRNA splicing, via endonucleolytic cleavage and ligation. The transcript is spliced from 6 exons. Gene Ontology annotation, molecular function: tRNA-intron lyase activity; nucleic acid binding.